GGAAUGAGACAGUGGAAUGGGAUGUCUGGCAAUCGAAUAAAAGGGGAGGGAGGAGUGAUUUCGCGCGUUGAACGGAUACCGAAUAAUUUCGAAGAGAUUCGCGAGCCACAGCGUCGUCUCGAAUAAUCGGACAAAGAUCAUUAAGCAGGCGAAUCCGUCCAUCAAAGCCUGACGAGAUGUCCGUUAUGGGAAAGCCAAUACUCUACUCCUAUUGGCGGAGUUCUUGUUCGUGGAGAGUGCGAAUUGCAUUGAAUUUAAAAGAAAUUCCAUAUGAUAUAAAACCAGUUAGCUUGAUAAAAGGUGGUGGAGAACAACAUUCUAAUGAAUUUCGUGAGAUUAAUCCAAUGGAGCAGGUACCUGCACUUCAUAUUGACAAUCACACAUUAAUAGAAUCUUUAAAUAUCUUACAAUACUUAGAAGAAACCAGACCACAUCGACCUUUAAUGCCUGCAGAUCCAGUAAAAAGAGCACGUGUCAGAGAAAUUUGUGAAGUUAUUGCUAGUGGUAUUCAACCAUUACAAAAUUUAGUUGUGUUGAUUUAUGUUGGAGAAGAACGUAAAAAGGAAUGGGCACAACAUUGGAUUACUAGAGGUUUAACAGCUGUAGAAAAAUUAUUGUCAUCAAGUGCAGGAAAAUAUUGUGUGGGUGAUGAAAUCACAUUAGCAGAUUGUUGCUUAAUACCGCAGAUAUUUAAUGCAAGAAGGUUUCUUGUAGAUUUACGACCUUUUCCAACAAUUUUAAGGGUAGACCGUCAUUUAGAAAAUCAUCCAGCUUUUACUGCUGCUCAUCCAAAUAAUCAGCCUGAUUGCCCUCCAGAGGCAACCAAGUAGCAAGCAAGGCAGACCACUCUCUUCCUCUUUUAAUUUAUUGGAAGCAGGAAGAGAAGUGGUCUAAUAUGGUGUAGUUCUAUAGUGGCAAAAGGUGAUGCAACUUUACUUUCAAAAAAGUUACUAAUAUAUAAUUAUAACAAAACAAGAUGAUAAUAUGUAUAUUAAUUCUUUUUUUAUAAUUAUACAUUGUAUAUUAAUGUAUUGAAAUUAUUAUUCAUUUUGUAGAAACAUUUGUCAUAUAUUUUAUAUAAAUAUUUAUUUUUUUUUUUCUUUUUUAUACUAUACACAUAUUUUUGUAUUACACCUUUUAUCACUUAUGAACUACGUUUAAGUAUUGAAAUGGUAAACAGUGUAAAAUAGAAUAUUGAAUUCUAUAAUAACUUUUAGUUGUUUAUCAAAAUCAAAUUGCAUGAUAUGCUAUCUAUUUCAGGUAAAAAACACUGUUCCAUUUCUGUACUUAUUCAGAGGAUAAAAAUGUUGGCCUUUUUAAUUUUGUUAUAUUUUUUCAUUAAUUUUUAUAUAUAAAAAAUCAAAAUUAACAAAAUUCUUCUUCGUACGAUACUUACAAUAUUAUUUUGUAAAAUGUACUGACCUAUUAUAAAUAGGUUCUGUUGUCUGAAAUCAAAAGUUUACUUUUUAUACACUUUUAAUGAUAUAAUUUUUCAAUUAUUUUUAGCUUGCUUAGAUUAAGGAAAAGUGUUGCUAUUAAAUAAUAUUAAAUAUAACUUGAAAUUCUUUACCGAGUAUAAAGUAGCAGAUUUAACAUCGCAAACACACAUACUCACACAUUGAAUAAAUAGAAGAGGAAACGUGUAAUAAGGGAAUGCAAUCUGCUCAAACUCCGUAAUAAUAUCGAGAAAUAAAAAGUACAAAUCAAA
Messenger RNA from Apis mellifera (honey bee), 1708 nucleotides. RefSeq names its product probable maleylacetoacetate isomerase 2. Gene Ontology annotation, cellular component: mitochondrion; cytoplasm. Gene Ontology annotation, molecular function: maleylacetoacetate isomerase activity; glutathione transferase activity. The record is from RefSeq and is a predicted model, not a curated record. Bases 177 to 830 code for a protein of 217 amino acids. The transcript is spliced from 5 exons. Gene Ontology annotation, biological process: glutathione metabolic process; L-phenylalanine catabolic process. NCBI's taxonomy places the organism in Eukaryota, Metazoa, Arthropoda, Insecta, Hymenoptera, Apidae.